UGGAGUUACCAUUCUUUAAAUCAUGUAUAUACUUACUAUUAAAAGCUUUAACAUGAAAUCAUACUAGUACAUCACAAAGUGGACGAGGAAAUUAUUAACUUUAUUUCCCUUACGUAAAGCUACAUAACAGUAUUUUUAACUUGACAUAAUGAGCCAGUUACAAGUACAUAACAGAAAAGUUAUAAAUAGAGCACAAAAAGGAGAUUUACUGGAAUUUCCCAGAGGAGUGUACUCGCACUGGGCUGUUUAUAUAGGAAACGAGGAGGUUGUACAUUUAGCCGGUAUAAAUAAUGAUGGAAUCAAUGGGAACUUAAACCCUAGCCACGUCUUUUCCAUUUGUGGGAAGAAAUUCGACAAGGCUGUGGUCAAAAAGGAAAGCUUCUGGAAGGUAGUUGGGGAUUCUGAGGCAAAAAUAAACAACGAAAAAGAUAGGAAAUGCAGACCACAUCCAGCGCACAAAAUUGUCCAAGAAGCUUUGAAGAAAUUAGGAGAAAUCGGUUACAAUGUUUUCUGGAAGAAUUGUGAACAUUUUGCAGCCUACUGUAGAUACGGCGUGAACUGGUCCGAGCAGGCUGACAAAGCCCUGGGUGCCAUUAUGUGGACGGGAGCUGCUGUGAUGGUCGGUGGUUUACUAAUGGGAGCUUUUGGUGGGAAAAAAGAAAACCAAUAGAAUUUUUGUAUUACAAUUACAUUUUCCGAGUUUCCAGCAAUGAACAAAAUUUAUCGAUCAAACUCUGUGCAUACAAUAGCUUUUAUCUUGAAAGAAUACUUCAUUAAAACUGAACAUUAUUCAUAAAUAGGCACUGUCAAAUAGGGCAUAUAAACCCUUCAAAUUCAUUACACGUACCUUGUUGCACACUUGAAACCUGUGGCCGAAGUGUACUUUUCCUAUCGAAAUUAUUAUUUUCUUUUUUUUUUUGCAUUUAUUCCAUGCUUUAUGUGCAUUUUCUGUUUAUGAUAAUUCAAUUAUUUGUAUAUUUAAUGUUACUAUUCUUCUGGCUCUGAAAAAGUGCGAAAAAUUUAAUAUUUUCAUCGCGACCUACUACCACAGUAAUGUAAGAUGUAUGUCUUGCAGGUGAGACCUCUACACCGAAACCGAACUGAUUU
Molecule: messenger RNA, 1107 nt
Organism: Saccostrea cuccullata (small rock oyster)
Lineage: Eukaryota; Metazoa; Mollusca; Bivalvia; Ostreida; Ostreidae
Product: phospholipase A and acyltransferase 3-like
Exons: 5
Coding region: 149-670 (173 amino acids)
Biological process (GO): N-acylphosphatidylethanolamine metabolic process
Cellular component (GO): cytoplasm
Molecular function (GO): glycerophospholipid phospholipase A1 activity; A2-type glycerophospholipase activity
Source: RefSeq, a predicted model, not a curated record